This is a messenger RNA of Gopherus evgoodei (Goodes thornscrub tortoise), 7243 nucleotides long. RefSeq names its product fms related tyrosine kinase 1 (gene FLT1). Bases 250 to 4251 code for a protein of 1333 amino acids. Gene Ontology annotation, molecular function: vascular endothelial growth factor receptor activity; ATP binding. Gene Ontology annotation, biological process: cell migration; protein phosphorylation; positive regulation of kinase activity. The transcript is spliced from 30 exons. The record is from RefSeq and is a predicted model, not a curated record. NCBI's taxonomy places the organism in Eukaryota, Metazoa, Chordata, Testudines, Testudinidae. Gene Ontology annotation, cellular component: plasma membrane; signaling receptor complex.
GAGGUUAAGCGCGCAGCUGGACGCGCCGUGCGGAGCUGAGCGCAGAGUUGCCCCGGGGCUAGGCAGCUGCUGGAUGGUGGUAUCUCUCCGGGACCGGCUGCUCCGCUAGCUUCGCCACCGCGGACAAGGCGAGCCCGGCCAGGCUGCCGGAGGAUCUGCCCCUUUGCUGGGUGUCCCUGAGCCGCGUCGUCUCUCCGAGCAGGCUACGGCCGAGCUCUCCUACCCUGCGGGCACCUCCCGGGCAGGACCAUGGGCAGCCGGGCGCUCGCAGGUGCCAUGCUGUGCGGGCUGCUGGCACCCACUCUCCUCCUCGCAGGAUCUAGUUCAGGGUCAAAAUUAAAAGGUCCUGAACUGAGUAUAAAAGGUGCACAGCACGUCAUUCAAGCAGGCCAGACCUUAAAUCUCACUUGCAGGGGGGAAAUGGUUCAUUCAUGGUCUCUGCCUGAAGCUCCAAGUCAGGAGAGCAAGAGGCUGAAAGUAAUUAAAUAUGCCUGUGGAAGGAAUGGCAAACAGUUCUGUAGUAGCCUGACCUUGAGCAGAGCUCAAGCGAAUGACACUGGAUACUAUCGCUGCAAAUAUGCAUCAUCAAGUGCUGUAAAGAAGAAGACAGAAUCUAUGGUCUAUAUAUUUAUUAAUGAUACAGGCAGUCCAUUUGUAGAGCUGCACAGCGACAUACCUAAAAUUAUACACAUGACUGAUGGAGGAGAGAUGAUCAUUCCAUGCAGAGUCACGGCACCAGACGUUGCUGUUACUUUAAAAAAGAUUCCACCAGAAACUCUCAUUCCUGAUGGGAAGACAAUAAUUUGGGAUAGCACGAAAGGCUUUAUAAUACCAAAGGCAACAUACAGAUUCAUAGGUCUCAUGAGCUGCGAGACAACCAUUGAUGGGCAUAAGUAUAGUACGAAAUACCUAACGCACCGACAAACCAACACAAUAUUUGAUGUCCAACUAAACACCCCAAACCUAGUCAAAUUGCUGAAAGGAGACACCUUGGCUGUUAACUGUACAGUUGCUGCAGCCUGGAACACAAGAGUUCAGAUGACAUGGAGUUACCCUGGUGAGGAAAAACACAGAGCAUCAAUAAUCAAUCGCAUUGGCCAAAGAACUACAGAUGCCAAUAUUUUCUACAGUAUUCUUGUUGUUGACAAAGUGCGUGAUAUUGAUAAAGGCCAAUAUACCUGCCAUGUGAAGAGUGGACCAUCGGUCAAAUCUGUUAACACAACAGUCCAUGUUUAUGAUAAAACAUUUAUUACUUUGAAACACCGAAGGAAAAGUGUUCUUGAGGCUGUAGCUGGCAGAAAAUCCUAUCGGCUGUCAAUGAAAGUGAAGGCAUUUCCCUCACCAGAGGUUGUAUGGUUGAAAGAUGGGUUGCCCGCUGCUGAAAAGUGUGCCCGCUAUAUGGUUAAAGACUAUUCAUUAAUCAUCAGAGAUGUUGCUGAAGAGGAUGCAGGGAAUUAUACUAUAACACUGAGUAUACGACAGUGGAACUUGUAUAAGAACCUAACAGUCACACUCAUUGUAAAUGUGAAACCCCAGAUUUAUGAAAAAGCAGUGUCAUCAUUUCCUGAUCCCAAUCUCUACCUACUGGGCAGCAAGCAAGUGCUGACUUGCACUGUUUAUGGUAUUCCUCAGCCUACAAUUACAUGGAUAUGGCAUCCUUGUAGACAAAAUCAUUCCAAAGCAAGGUAUGAAGUUUGCUUUAACACUGAGGGACCUUUCAUCUUGAAAAGUGGCAGCAGCAGAGGAAACAGAAUCCAGAGCAUCACUCAACACAUGGCAAUGAUAGAGGGGAAGAAUAAGACUGCCAGCAUUCUGACUGUAGCCGAAGCCAAAUCUUCUGGAAUCUACAGCUGCGUGGCUUCCAAUAAAGUAGGAAAUGCUGAAAGAAACAUUAGCUUUUAUGUAACAGAUGUGCCAAAUGGAUUUCAUAUUAAUUUGGAAAAAAUGCCCAUUGAAGGAGAGAACCUGAUAUUGUCCUGUUCAGUCAACAAAUUCCUGUACAAAGACAUUGCUUGGAUUUUGCCAAGAACAGUUAAUAAUCAAACAAAAGCAAAAAAGCACAUCAUUAAGGAAUACUCCACCACCCUCAUUCUCACCAUCAAGAAUGUUUCCCUGGAACACUCAGGGACCUACGCCUGCAGAGCAAGGAACAUAUACUCGGGGGAAGAAGUGCUUCAAAAGAAAGACGUUACGAUUAGAGCUCAGGAAGCACCAUCUCUCCUGCGCAACCUCAGUGAUCAGAUUGUGAACACCAGCAAUUCCGCUACUUUAGAAUGUCAGGCUCAAGGCAUCCCCGAGCCCCACAUAUCCUGGUUUAAAAACCACGAAGAAAUACAGCAAGAACCAGGAAUAAUUUUAGCAUCAGGAAGCAAAAUGCUGUUUAUUGAAAGAGUCAAAAAAGAGGAUGAAGGACUUUACCGAUGUAUAGCCACCAACCUAAAAGGAUCUGUGGAGAGUGCAGCUUAUGUCACCGUACAAGGAACAUCAGAGAGAUCAAACCUGGAGCUAAUAACUCUGACAUGUACCUGUGUGGCUGCUACGCUCUUCUGGCUCCUAUUAACACUCUUUAUACGCAAGCUAAAAAGGCCUUCUUCGUCUGAAAUAAAGACCAAUUACCUGUCAAUCAUAAUGGAUCCUGAUGAAGGUCCCUUAGAUGAACAAUGUGAACGUCUUCCAUUCGAUGCCAGCAAGUGGGAGUUUGCAAGGGAAAGGCUGAAACUAGGAAAGUCACUUGGAUGUGGGGCAUUUGGAAAAGUGGUAGAGGCAGCUGCUUUUGGAAUUAAAAAUUCCCCCACGUGCAGAAUAGUUGCUGUGAAAAUGCUGAAAGAAGGAGCCACAGCAAGUGAAUACAAAGCGCUGAUGACUGAGCUGAAAAUCCUGAUACACAUUGGGCAUCAUCUUAAUAUUGUAAACCUGCUAGGAGCUUGCACAAAAAAUGGUGGGCCUCUGAUGGUGAUUGUUGAAUACUGCAAAUACGGAAAUUUAUCAAACUACCUGAAAAGCAAGAGGAAUUUUUUCUUCCCCAACAAGGAUGCCUUGUUGCAAGUAGAACAGAUGAAGGAGAAAAAAGAUAUUGAGCUGGUGGAAAGCAAAAAACAAAGGUUGGCUAGUGUCACCAGCAGCGAGAGCUUAGCAAGCUCCGGAUUUCAGGAAGAUAAAAGUCUGAGUGAUGUGGAGGAGGAAGAGGAGGAUUCUGACGAAUUUUACAAAUGGCCCCUCACUAUGGAAGAUCUGAUUUCUUACAGUUUUCAGGUGGCUAGAGGCAUGGAGUUCUUGUCAUCCAGAAAGUGUAUUCAUCGUGAUCUGGCAGCCAGAAAUGUCCUUUUAUCUGAGAACAAUGUAGUGAAGAUCUGUGAUUUUGGCCUUGCAAGAGAUAUUUAUAAGAAUCCCGAUUAUGUGAGAAAAGGAGAUGCACGACUUCCCCUCAAGUGGAUGGCUCCAGAAUCCAUAUUUGAUAAGAUCUACAAUACGAAAAGUGAUGUGUGGUCUUAUGGGGUAUUGCUGUGGGAAAUAUUUUCCUUGGGUGCUUCUCCUUACCCAGGGGUGCAAAUAGAUGAGGACUUCUGCAGCAGAUUAAAAGAAGGCACCAGGAUGCGGGCCCCAGAAUAUGCAACAUCAGAAAUGUAUCAAAUCAUGUUAGACUGUUGGCUUGGGAACCCCAAUGAACGACCAAGAUUUUCUGAACUGGUGGAAAGGUUAGGGGAUCUGCUUCAAGCAAAUGUGCAACAGGAUGGCAAAGACUAUAUCCCUUUGAAUACAAUAUUUACAACAGAUAGCAGAUUUGCAUACUCAAGUCUCACCUCAAUCAACUCUAAUUUGAGUGAAGAUAUUUCAGUUCCAAAAUCAAACUGUGAAAACACUGAAAAUGUUGGAUACAUAAACACCUUCAAAAUGAAGCUACCUCAGAGGGUAAAUACCUUUGAAGAACUUUCGCCCAAGGAUACCUUUGUAUUUGAUGAUUAUCAGGCAGACAGUGGGAUGGUGCUGGCUUCAGAAGAACUGAAACACUUUACUUGGACAGAGAGCAAACAAAAGCAAACGCUUUUUGGUCUGAAAGCUGCCAGCAGGAGCAAGGAGUCCGUUCUUUCUGGAAUGACCAGGCUGAGUUUCUGCAGUUCCAGCUGUGGCCAUCUCAGUGAAGCUAGUUGGAGAUUUCCUUAUGGUAACAUAGUGCUGGAAAAAAUGAAAGUGUGCCGUUCUCCUCCUCCUGAUUACAAUUCACUGGGGUUUUAUUCCCCCCCACCUGUUUAAGAAGUUCUGUGCAAAGAUUCAGAUGCGUAUUUUAACCUGAACCAGCUUUUUCUAAACACUAUCAGUUCAAAAGCUUCUACCUGAAACAGCUGCAGUUUGUGUGAUUUUAAAAGCUUUCUCUCCGCCCGCCCGCCCGCCCCCAACCAGGAAUUGACAAACUCAGAUGACCUGCUUUUCUACAGAGGGCACAAAGUGUGAUGCGUGCAUUUAAAAUUAAGUAGGGCACCAGUGCUAAGGGCCUAGCUUUCUCAAGUACUGAAUCUCUGUAGCUCUCCUAACAGUUAAUGGGAGUGACAGGAGCUCUGUACCUUAGAUGACUGGUUCCCUAAUGUUCAUGUAGAAGACCCCACUUCAGUUUCUAGUCCCUUUCAAAGGAUGGGAGUCUUGUGGAAGCAGCAUGCCCUGCCCCACAGCAAGGGUGGUCUCCUGUCACUUAACAUAAUCCAUUCUCAAUUCAGAUUCAGGAACAGCUUUGAGAUCUGACAACAAGAAUACAAUGCCACUCUCCUCAGGCAAAAAAAAUCAGGGCAGUACAGUACCUUUAAUGCUGAGGGAGUCAACAGUGGGCAAGAAACUGUGCGCGAUCGUCAAGGUUACACUGCAAAACCAUUGGAAUCUGGGCCAAGUGGACUGAGCAGUAGUGAGGGGAAAGCAAGUGGGAGAAAACAAGUCUACCUGUGUGGGAGUGGGAGAAAGGGUGGAGGUGAGGAGAAAGGGCCCACUUCCUGGAGCUCAGGAUGUACAGCCUCUGCUUAUAGAAGUUUGAGGGAGGAUUAAUGCCUUGAUGAGCAUGGCAUUCUGGUAGAUCAGGGCUUAGAUUUAAUCCAUUCUUAGACCAUAAGAGAUCUGAAGGCCUCCCUCGACCCAGGAAUUUUUACACACACCACAAAAUGCAGUUGUCAAGAAUACAUAAAAAUGAAAAAUCUGGGACUGAAAUAAUGAAAAUUACAGAUUAAAUAGAAGCUUUAUCAAGCUUGAUGGGGCACUAGUUCAAGCAAAUCUUCUUGAAGGUUGCACUUUGUCUCCCCAAGAAUGUGCACUGGAAAUUAUUUUAACUAGAGAUAAUUUAAGCCAAGUUUUGUCUACACUACCUACUGGACCGUCUGACAUAUUGUACUGAUUGCUGACUGAUUCCCUUAACUAACAAUAUGCCAGGAUGGCCAACAAGCUCUGCAUGUUGCUAAAUUGAACAAAUGUUUAUUAGAUGCCUUGCAAGGGUUCCUAACCUGUAACUCACCAUAUAAUCCUUUGGGAAGCUAUGGUGACUCUUCUAUACAUGCACAGUUGACUUUCAAAUUUACUUAACAGUGCUGGUGUACAGCAGCAAAAGUAUUUAUGUUAGUAAUUUGCACCAGACAUUAUGUAUAUUGACUGUGAAGAGAAACAGAUGGUCUUAGUUUUAAAAGCUGUAAAGAUGCUCUAUCCCCCUUCAUCUUUGUAUGCAAUAUUAAUGUAAAAAGGACCUUCGAUAAAGCUUACCCUAUUAAAGGUUGGGAGGAGAAAAUCCCCUUCCCUCAAUUUGAGGAAAAGCAGCCAUGUAUAGAGCCCUAGAGUGAGCUGUGUGCAGUAGGCUAUUGAAGAAUGCUCUGGAUACACGUCAGCUGGCAUCCAUCCUAACUCAGGGGACCAUUAAUUCUAACUAUGACCCAUUUGCUUGGUCUCUUACCGGUGGAGCAGAAUUUAUCUUGAGCCAUACCUAUGGGUGAUCCACAAAAUGUUUUCCCCCUUUCAAUCCACCCAAAAUAAUUAUUCAGGGAUAGUGCAUCUUUAGAGGAGUGUGUUGCACACUGUACAUUUAUAAGUAUGCUUUUUGUGCAUAAAUAUUUAAGAAAACUGGAAUAUUAAGAUUACUUUUAUAUGAACUUUACUAAAAAUGUUUUUUGAUGUGAAUAACUCACACUUACGUCUUACAUUUAUCUUUUUAUAUCAAAUGUAUUUUAAUUGCUAAAUUCACAUAAUAAACAAGUUCUGAAUUUUGCUUGGUUAAUUAACUGAAUACAUGGGUCAAAGCUUCCUGGAAAAGACAUCUUUUAUCAUUAGGCACAACAAUUUAGACAUCUCUGUGGAGAUAGUGCCUCAGAUUUGCUCACAGCUGAGUGGUCACAUGGGAAGACACAGUCACUGCCUGUAGGAGUUCACAGGUUUGCAAGGCAAAAAGCAGAUUUAUGGGGAGGGUGAUGGACACAUGCAGUGUUCCUAAUGUUUUGUGUGAAUAAAGUGAAAUGCAUUGAAUAUAUUGACUCUGACUGAUUACCUAUAUCUAGUUAGAGGCCCAGUGGAGCUCUUUGCUCGUACAAGAAUGGCAAGCUCUCUCCUUUUUCCUUGUCUCCCACAAAGCAGUGGAAGCCCCUUGCAUCUGGGGGAAGGGAAGGACAAUGAUGGCUGCUCUUCAUAGCAUCAUCCCUCUCUGCAUGCAAGGAUUCCAAGUAUCAGGUUAGUGCUGAUCUAACAUCACCAGUAGCGUGGUGUCCAUGCAUUGCUUGCCUCAGAAUUCCUUUCCAUAAGAACAUGAAAGACCUGAAUAUGACUUCCUGACUACAUGGCAUCCUCCACAUGGCAUGACCUCGCAUUCACUGUACAUGUGAGGCCACACCUUGCAUGCAAGUGUAGAAUUGCAUGCCUUACUAAAAAUGUCAUGACAUGCUUCUGCUUCUUUGCCCAUGACUUAGUGAACCCAUGUGCGGAGUGGUGGAUUGGCAGCAGCCAGUGGGAGGCCAUAGCAGCACAGCAUAAACGGCAUCCUGUGACAUGGUCUGAGAAGUAGUGCUAAGGCAAAUGGCGGGUCUCAAGAGAGCUAUAGUUCUAAGCGUCUGAUGCCUCUCCUUCUUGUUAUUGGCUUCAAGUAGAACUUCACCUCACUGCAUCUGAUUCAGUUUCUGCUGAGGCUUCUCCAAUUUAUAGCCAUAUUACAGAUUCAGUGGGACAGACAGGUAGGGAGGGAAAUUGGCAGACUUCGUCACCAGAUGAGCUGGAACUCUGAUGCAACCAGCAG